AAGCGUGCGCGCGUGCAGCGAUUCCCGCGCGCGGGGCUCGUGCGGCGCCAGUGAUGUGAGUGGCGGGAAGCGGCUGCGUCUCGCGCUGCAGGUGGGCAGGAUGGCGGGAGGACGGCGCGGUCUCGUGGCGCCUCAGAACACGUUUCUGGAGAACAUCGUCCGGCGGUCCAACGACACCAACUUUGUCCUGGGGAACGCUCAGAUUGUGGACUGGCCCAUUGUCUACAGCAACGAUGGCUUCUGCAAACUGUCAGGGUACCAUCGAGCUGAGGUCAUGCAGAAGAGCAGCACCUGCAGCUUCAUGUAUGGGGAGCUGACUGACAAGGACAUAAGUGAGAAGGUUCGCCAGACUUUUGAGAACUAUGAGAUGAACUCCUUUGAGAUCCUGAUGUACAAGAAAAACCGUCUGCCGGUGUGGUUUUUUGUAAAGAUUGCACCGAUCCGGAAUGAACAGGAUAAAGUUGUCCUGUUUCUGUGCACCUUCAGUGACAUCACUGCCUUCAAGCAACCGAUUGAGGACGAGUCUUCCAAAGGUUGGGGUAAAUUUGCCCGUCUGACCCGAGCGCUAACCAGCAGUCGAGGAGUUCUCCAGCAGCUCGCGCCAGCGGUGCAUAAAGGCGAGAACGUCCACAAGCACUCACGCCUGGCAGAGGUUCUGCAGCUGGGAUCCGACAUUCUGCCCCAGUACAAGCAGGAAACGCCAAAAACGCCGCCGCACAUCAUUCUGCACUACUGCCUUUUCAAGACCACAUGGGACUGGGUCAUCCUCAUCCUGACCUUCUACACCGCCAUCAUGGUGCCCUACAAUGUCUCCUUUAAGACCAAGCAGAACAACGUGACCUGGCUGGUGGUGGACAGUAUCGUGGACGUCAUCUUCCUGGUCGACAUUGUGCUCAACUUCCACACCACCUUCGUGGGCCCGGCCGGUGAGGUCAUCUCCGACCCCAAACUCAUCCGCAUGAACUACGUCAAGACGUGGUUCGUUAUAGACCUGUUGUCCUGUCUGCCUUAUGAUGUCAUCAACGCCUUCGAGAAUGUCGACGAGGGCAUCAGCAGUCUCUUCAGCUCGCUGAAGGUGGUCCGCUUGCUGCGUCUGGGGCGGGUUGCCAGGAAGCUGGACCACUACAUUGAAUAUGGCGCGGCGGUGCUGGUUCUGCUGGUGUGCGUGUUCGGCCUGGCGGCUCAUUGGCUGGCCUGCAUCUGGUACAGCAUUGGAGACUAUGAGGUGAUUGACGAGGACACCAACACGGUGCGUCUGGACAGCUGGCUGUAUCUGCUGGGCGAGACUGUCGGAACGCCGUACCGCUUCAACGCCUCGGGCUCUGGCCGCUGGGAGGGGGGGCCGAGCAAGGACUCAGUCUACAUCACCUCGCUCUACUUCACCAUGACCAGCCUGACCAGCAUUGGCUUUGGGAACAUCGCCCCCAACACGGACGGAGAGAAGAUCUUUGCAGUGGCCAUGAUGAUGAUCGGAUCGCUGCUGUACGCCACCAUUUUUGGUAACGUCACCACCAUCUUCCAGCAGAUGUACGCCAACACCAACCGCUACCACGAGAUGCUCAAUAGUGUGCGAGACUUCCUCAAACUCUACCAGGUCCCCAAAGGCCUGAGCGAGCGGGUGAUGGACUACAUCGUGUCCACCUGGUCCAUGUCCAGAGGCAUCGACACGGACAAAGUACUGCAGAUUUGUCCAAAGGACAUGCGGGCAGAUAUUUGUGUCCAUCUGAACAGGAAGGUGUUUAAGGAGCACCCGGCGUUCCGGCUGGCCAGUGACGGCUGUUUACGUGCUCUGGCCAUGGAAUUCCAGACCAUCCACAGCGCUCCAGGAGACCUCAUCUACCAUGCUGGAGAGAGUGUGGACAGCCUGUGCUUUGUGGUGUCUGGUUCUCUGGAGGUGAUCCAGGAUGAUGAGGUGGUGGCCAUUUUAGGUAAAGGCGAUGUGUUCGGUGACGUCUUUUGGAAGGAGAUGACUUUGGCUCAGUCCUGUGCUAAUGUCCGUGCGCUGACUUACUGCGAUCUCCACAUCAUCAAACGGGAUGCCCUUCAGAAAGUUCUGGAGUUCUAUGCGGCCUUUGCCAACCACUUCGCCAGGAACCUGGUGCUGACCUACAACCUGAGGAAGAGGAUUGUCUUCCGGAAGAUCAGCGAUGUCAAACGGGAAGAGGAGGAGAUGCUGAAGAGGAAAGACGAGGCACCUCUGAACCUCCCUCCUGAUCAUCCGGUGCGACGCCUCUUCCAGCGUUUUCGGCAGCAGAGGGAGGCCCGGCUCGCUGCCGAGAGGCUCAGUCAAGGCACCUGCGACGUAGAAAAAGGCAUCGUCCACCUUGACCCACAGAGAGGCCCGAAAAUCCUGGCAUCCACCAGAAUCAUCAUGGUGACUGAGAACUCAGCCACACCCACCACCUCUUCCACAUCCUUGUCAUCCAGGACGUCCAGCCGAGCAGCGCUCCACAGUCCGGCCGCUCUGAACAGCACUGCACCAGGCUUCAAGUCUGCAGAGCCGCCCAAAGCCAAAGGCUGGGGGCAGUUCAAGGAAUCUGUCACUAAAGCCGAGUCGUGGAGCAGCGUCUCCAAAGCCGAAUCCAUGGAGACGCUGCCCGACAGAACCAAAUGCCACGACGAGGUCUCGCUCAAGAAAACGGACUCCUGCGACAGCGGGAUCACAAAGAGUGAUCUCCGCUUGGACAAUGUCGGGGACGCCAAAACGCCACAGGAGCAAAGCCCGGUUCAGUCUGAAGAGAAGAGGGUGUUCCGUCCGAUCCCAGAGCAGAGCAUGUACGCCUCGUUCCUGGAGCUGAAACAAGAGCUACAAGGAGACAUCAGGUCUCUGAACGGCCGCAUGGUGGCGCUGGAGACUCAGCUGGCUGAGAUGCUUCGACUUCUCAAGUCCAGGAAGUCAUCAGGCUCCUUUUUCGAGAUCUCACGGCCGCCUUCGCCGGACUCCGAUAAGGACAGCUUCUCUUCAGGCGGACCUGAAGCCAUGACUGGUGUCCAAACAGACGCUGAAGCUCACAGGACUGCAGACUGAAGCU
Thalassophryne amazonica is the source of this 3032-nucleotide messenger RNA. It is a transcript of the gene kcnh1b, whose product is annotated as potassium voltage-gated channel, subfamily H (eag-related), member 1b. Gene Ontology annotation, molecular function: delayed rectifier potassium channel activity. The transcript has 11 exons. Gene Ontology annotation, biological process: potassium ion transmembrane transport; regulation of membrane potential. The record is from RefSeq and is a predicted model, not a curated record. Lineage: Eukaryota; Metazoa; Chordata; Actinopteri; Batrachoidiformes; Batrachoididae. The coding region runs from base 101 to 3028 and encodes 975 amino acids. Gene Ontology annotation, cellular component: membrane.